This is a messenger RNA of Cajanus cajan (pigeon pea), 2736 nucleotides long. Its product is annotated as Tetratricopeptide repeat (TPR)-like superfamily protein. Gene Ontology annotation, molecular function: protein binding; zinc ion binding; RNA binding. Gene Ontology annotation, biological process: RNA modification. The record is from RefSeq and is a predicted model, not a curated record. Gene Ontology annotation, cellular component: intracellular membrane-bounded organelle. Lineage: Eukaryota; Viridiplantae; Streptophyta; Magnoliopsida; Fabales; Fabaceae.
CUUAUACUUUUUUUUAUUAAUUCUUCUUACAUAUUAAAUAUGAAAAGAAUUAAAUACAUUUUAUGUUUUGAAGAUAUAGAAGCAAGAUGAUACAUCGUCAUUAUUCGGGCUAGUGAAAUAGUUUAAUGAUUAAUUAAGAGGGUAAAAAAACUGCUAAUUGACUUUAAAAGAGUUAGACAGCAUAGAAAUUUAAUUAAGAGGAUAAAAAAGCUCAAAAUAAUAAAUGUUAUAAAAUUGAUUGCACUGAAAUGCAAAUUACGGGAAAUUAGGGGUAGUUUUGUGAAAGAAAAGAAAAGGAAAAAAAAAAAAAAAGAGAUGGUCACGGUCAACAACUUCCCAUGAACGGUAAACCAAACCUCGAGCUCACUGUUUCAACAUGUUACGACACGUUUCAACACACUAUCUCUGUAACAUGUUACGACACGUGACUUCAUGCACACUGUUUCAACACCAGGAGGAACUAUGAAAAUAUGAAUUUCUAUUCUUCUCUGAUUUCCCAAUGCGCACAAACAAAAUCGUUAAAUGCCCUCAGAGCACUUCACACCAUCGUCAUCAAAUCCGGUUUGUCAUACUUGUUCUUCGGUCACAAGCUCAUUGAUGGUUACAUCAAGUGCGGCAACCUCACUGAGGCACGCAAGUUGUUCGACGAAUUGCCCAGCAGACACAUAGUUACUUGGAAUUCGAUGAUCUCUUCUCAUAUCAACCAUGGGAAGAGCAAAGAAGCCGUUGAAUUCUAUGACAACAUGCUUGUGGAGGGUGUUAUACCUGAUGCUUACACCUUCUCUGCCAUCUCUAAGGCUUUUUCAGAGCUGGGUCUGCUACGCCAUGGCAAGAGGGCUCAUGCCUUGACUGUGGUUUUGGGGUUGGAGAUCCUGGAUGGGUUUGUUGCCAGUGCCCUUGUUGAUAUGUAUGCAAAGUUUGAUAAAAUGAGGGAUGCCCAUUUGGUGUUUGACCGUGUUUUGGAGAAAGAUGUUGUCUUGUUCACUGCAUUGAUUGUGGGUUAUGCUCAGCAUGGUCUUGAUGGGGAAGCUUUAGAGGUUUUUGAGGACAUGGUCAAUAGGGGAGUCAAGCCUAAUGAGUAUACUCUUGCUUGUGUACUGAUUAGUUGCGGUAAUUUUGGGGAUUUAGUUAAUGGUCAGUUGAUUCAUGGUCUUGUAGUUAAGUCUGGUCUGGAAUCUGUUGUUGCUUCACAGACUUCGCUCCUUACCAUGUAUUCAAGAUGCAACAUGGUUGAGGAUUCUUUUAAGGUGUUUAAUCAGCUUGAUUAUGCAAGCCAUGUGACUUGGACAUCUUUUGUAGUGGGGCUUGUGCAAAAUGGGAGAGAGGAGGUUGCUGUGUCAAUAUUCAGGGAAAUGAUUCGUUGUUCAAUAAGUCCAAAUCCUUUCACAUUGUCCAGUAUUCUUCAGGCAUGUUCGAGCCUUGCAAUGCUUGAAGUAGGAGAACAGAUCCAUGGCAUAAUUAUGAAACAAGGAUUAGAUGGAAAUAAGUAUGCUGGUGCAGCACUGAUUAAUUUGUAUGGAAAAUGUGGAAAUGUAGACAAGGCGAGGUCAGUUUUUGAUGUGUUGACUGAGUUAGACGUAGUAGCCAUCAAUUCAAUGAUCUAUGCUUAUGCCCAAAACAGUUUUGGGCAUGAGGCACUUAAGCUGUUCGAAAGAAUGGAAAAAUUAGGACUUGUGCCAAAUGGUGUGACAUUUAUCAGCAUUCUCUUGGCGUGCAACAAUGCAGGAUUAGUUGAAGAAGGAUGUCAAAUAUUUGCCUCAAUUAGAAAUAAUCACAAUAUUGAAUUGACAAGAGAUCAUUUUGCCUGCAUGAUUGAUUUGCUAGGACGAUCAAAGAGAUUUGAAGAGGCUGCAAUGUUGAUAGAGGAAGUGAGAAAUCCGGACGUGGUACUAUGGAGGACACUGCUGAACGCAUGUAAGAUACAUGGAGAGGUAGAAAUGGCAGAAAAAGUUAUGAAAAAAAUCCUUGAGCUUGCUCCUGGGGAUGGGGGAACACAUAUCCUCUUGACAAAUCUUUAUGCUUCAGCUGGGAAAUGGAACCAGGUCAUUGAGAUGAAAAGCACAAUAAGAGAUCUUAAAUUGAAGAAAAGUCCUGCAAUGACCUGGGUUGAUGUUGAUAGAGAGGUGCAUACUUUUAUGGCAGGAGAUUUGUCUCAUCCAAGAGCUCAUGAGAUUUUUGAAAUGUUGCAUGGAUUAAUAGAGAAGGUUAAAACUCUGGGUUAUGAUCCUGAUACCAGAUUUGUAUUGCAGGAUUUGGAUGAAGAGAAGAAAAUCAGUUCUUUAUAUUAUCACAGUGAAAAAUUAGCUAUAGCUUUUGCUUUAUGGAAGACUAUUGGUAGGACUACUACUAUCAGGAUUUUUAAGAAUCUUAGAGUUUGUGGUGACUGCCACAGUUGGAUAAAAUUUGUUUCCUUACUUACUGGGAGAGAUAUUAUUGCUAGAGAUACAAAGAGAUUCCAUCAUUUCCAAGGAGGGAUAUGUUCCUGUAAAGAUUACUGGUGAAUCACAUUCGUUAUAUAUCCUAUCCCUAGCCUAGCCAGUGUCAGUGAAGGUAAGGUAACCAUGCAUGAUUAUUCAUCUGGUCCAUCGUCUUGUCAUAACUCUAAUUGUUUAUAGGGUAAAAUAUGGUAUUGCUCCCUGUAAAAGUUUUUAUUUUUUGAAAAAAAUUGUCUUAGUGGCAGUUUAUAACUGCUUUUUGUGGAGGUUUAUAACUGUCAUUAAAUGUUAAUUUAACACU